Dermacentor andersoni is the source of this 2120-nucleotide messenger RNA. Its product is annotated as solute carrier family 22 member 7-like. Gene Ontology annotation, biological process: transmembrane transport. Lineage: Eukaryota; Metazoa; Arthropoda; Arachnida; Ixodida; Ixodidae. The record is from RefSeq and is a predicted model, not a curated record. Gene Ontology annotation, cellular component: membrane. Gene Ontology annotation, molecular function: transmembrane transporter activity.
AUGGACCUCUUUCUACCACAGUGGCUGGCCGGCGUUGAUCUACGAACAAGCGAAUCCUUUGACAGCGAAGAAGGCUUCGGCCACGGGCCUUUCCAGAAGAGGACGCUCCCUCUGAUUCUUCUGGGAGUCUUUUCGAUUACUAGCCAAACCACCUUGGUGCCCCUCCUCACCGGUGACGUCGACCAUUGGUGCAAGCCGCCAGCCGGCUUCAACAUCUCUGCAGCCGAUUGGAAGAAUAUUGCGAUACCGACAGAGGCCGACGGACGCUUCAGCCGCUGCCACGUUUACGAACGCUGCAAGCCCCCCGCUGACCCCAGCAGUCCCAUUGAAGAUAGGAAGAUUGGCGCUGGACCUGCCGAGGCCGGCUGGUGGUACAGCAGAUGCUUCCUUGGCCAGCGUGAGCUCGACGACACCAACGACACACUCGAUGCGCCCUGUGAAGAGUGGGACUACGACGUUCGGACGGCCGAGACCAGUGCGGUGAGUUAUUGGAAUAUGGUUUGCCACCGACGUUUCCUGCCGGCAGCCCUUGUCACCCUGCACAGUACCGGUUCUGCAAUUUCGCUUAUUCUGCUCGGAGCCUUCGUGGACUACGUCGGCAGGAGAUCCAUGCUCGUGGUCUCCGCCGUGGCGGUGGUGACCUGCACGGUGUGGACCAUGGUGGCGACAAGUUACGUGAGUUACGCUGUGGGACGUUUCUUUACCGGGGGCAGCGUCGCCGCAUACACGAUUUUUGCAUUCCUGAUUCCAUUCGAGGUCAUGACGCACACGCACAGGCCGCACCAGGUCCUGUUCCUGGCGGUUGUCAGUGCGGCGAUAGACAAGGUUUGGCAAGACAUCGUCACAUCUAUGGUCGUCGACUGGCGUCUGAAGCAGGUCAUCCUCCUCGCUCCGACGGCUUUUCUGCUCCCAGCUUUGUCUGCAGCACGAGAGUCUCCCCGCUGGCUUGUCGCGAAAGGACGGCUGGACGCGGCAGAAGCAGUCAUGAUGCAGGCUGCCAAGACGAACAACUUCCCGCUUGCGGCCACCGCCUGUCUCGUGCGAAAACUCAGGGAACAGGUCGAGAAACGCACGGGUCAGGAAGGCGCAGACAGAGACGACUUGAUCGACUGUCACUCCCUCCGACGUCGAGCGUUGGCCAUGUUCUCUGUCUGCUUCUCCAUAUCGUUCCUCUAUCACGUCAGUGCUUUCUCGACGGCGCGUUUGGGGGAAUUCUGGAUUCCGGGCCUCACGGUGGUCGUCACGCUGUUGACGUACGCGGUCAUGCAGUUCUUGAUGACCGGCGUCGCCCUUAUUACGGUCUUUACGAGUUGCUUCCUGCUGACGGGCAUUAUCCAAUGCGCACUGAGUAUCGCCGCCGGGGCCAGACUCGGCACUAUCACCAAGGUCUUGCUCGUGCUAUCCCAGGGCGCGUCAAGUGUGAUUUCCAUCCACUGUUACACAUACGUGCUCGAGUUGUUCCCGUCGGCCGUGCGGGGAGGCGCAAUCUGUUGGGCGCUCGCCAGUUCACGCGUCGGGGCCAUGUGCGCGUCCUUGACUUUCGCGCUGAAGCCGACCGGACACGAAGACGUACUCUUUGCCGUGACCGGACUGUUGAUGUUCGCCUGUCUGCGUGUCAUCCGUGCCCUGCCACGCAAUACGGUGGUGGAGGAAGCGAAAAUCGUGACCAGGCUAGCUUCGGAAUCCACCAGAAUGGCUGUGGACCACAUGAAGCGGACCCUAGUUCGGCAGAUUCAAGGAAAGGCGCUCAAGAGUUCAAGCUCGGAGAGCUCCAAGUCAUCCGGCAGGAAGAGCCGAAAAAGCCCUGCCAGCAGCAUUCCUCGCAGUACUAAGAGAUCCGGUAACUUUUGCAUAGACCACGUGCAGAAGUGAGAAGCAGCAAGAGGAUUGUCCGCACCCCAUUGGUGGCGUCGUCUUCUCCAACAUUACGAAGCUACCUCUAAUAUGCUCGUAUCAGUUUUAGAGCAGCUGUAUAAAAGUAGCCUUGAAUCUAUGUUUUCAGAAAGUAGCAGUUAUUCUCUAUUUUCGUAUUUUUCAUGUAUCGGUAUGUUUAACACGUAUCUUAUUCGUUUAAAUGCAUGCAAUAUAAAGUUUUGUAAUGAUAGCCAAUGUGUCCAAGC